Messenger RNA from Exophiala xenobiotica, 1743 nucleotides. RefSeq lists its product as uncharacterized. The transcript is spliced from 7 exons. NCBI's taxonomy places the organism in Eukaryota, Fungi, Ascomycota, Eurotiomycetes, Chaetothyriales, Herpotrichiellaceae. Gene Ontology annotation, biological process: proteolysis. The coding region runs from base 1 to 1743 and encodes 580 amino acids. Gene Ontology annotation, cellular component: fungal-type vacuole. The record is from RefSeq and is a predicted model, not a curated record. Gene Ontology annotation, molecular function: serine-type carboxypeptidase activity.
AUGAUCAUGGCUGUCACUGUCAACUCGCCGUUAGACCCGAAUGUCUCUCUAUCUUUCAAAGAGGUCCAGCUUUGUGAGACGACUCCGGGUGUCAAGUCUUGGAGCGGCUACGUGAACCUGCCCCCAGAUCCUGCUGAGGGCCGCGACUAUCCGACACAUACCUUCUUCUGGUUCUUCGAAUCUCGACAAAACCCCGGAAUCGCUCCUCUUUCGCUAUGGCUCCAAGGCGGACCGGGCUCACCUUCUAUACCAGCAGCCAUUGGUGAAAACGGCCCUUGUACUGUGACAGAGGACUCAACUGAUACUGUCCUGAACCCUUGGUCAUGGACCAAUGAGGCCAACAUGCUCUACAUUGAUCAACCUGUCUCAGUUGGGUUUUCGUACGACACACUUAUCAAUGGAACGAUCGACGAGUUUUCAUCACCUUUCAACAUUACAGCCCACGGAAAUGCGGCCCUGAAGGCCCUCGAAACCAACUCCACUGUUCUGGGUGGCACCUUUUCUGAUCAAGUCUCGCUCACAACGCCGAAUACGACAAUGACUGCUGCUCGAGUUGCGUGGCAUUUCAUGCAGACCUGGAUGAAAGAAUUUCCAGCACUCAAGCCUAAGAACAACAAAUUCAGCAUGUGGGGUGAGAGCUUUGGCGGCCAUUAUGUUCCAACAUUUGCCGAUUUCUUCUUGUCGCAGAACCAGCUCAUCACAGAUGGCAAGCUUGACAAGUCGGCGAUUCCCCUUCAGCUUGACACCGUUGGUCUUAUCAAUGGCUGUGUCGACAUACUGACUCAGAUGCCCUUCUACCCUGAUAUGGCGAUCAACAAUACAUAUGGCCCUGUGAUCAACGAAUCUGUGUAUAAAGCUGCCGUUGAUAGCUGGCCCGUUUGUGAAAAGAUGGUGGAAGAAUGUCGAUCACUCGCAGACGCACAUGAUCCGAUGCGGUAUGGAAAUGUUACAGAUGUCAAUCAGGCAUGCGGAGGAGCUUAUGCUACCUGCUUUGAGACGGUUUGGACUGAUCUCACCAAACUUGGCCGAGAUACGUUUGAUCUAACAGCCAAAGUGCCAAGCGCUUUCCCGCCCAAGUACGCAGCAGGCUUCCUCAAUCGAAAACCGGUACAGACAGCGCUCGGUGUUCCUCUCAAUUUCACCGGGUUAUCUGAUCCAGUGAGCACCGGGUUUCAAAAUACUGGCGACUUCGUUCUAGGUCAUAAUCUUGCCAUACUUGGGAAGCUCCUUGAUCGAGGCAUUAAAAUCGCUCUUGUCUAUGGUGACGCAGACUAUCAGUGCAAUUGGCUGGGAGGAGAGGCACUCAGCCUGGCAAUCAAUUCCAGCAUUAAAUCCAACUUCCAUAACGCUGGAUAUGCCAACAUCACUACCAAAGGAGGCCGCAUUGCGGGCACAGUCCGACAAUUCGGAAACUUGUCUUUCUCAAGAGUUUUCAGCGCAGGUCAUCAGGUUCCGUACUAUCAGCCAGAAGCAGCUUUCGCCAUCUUCAACCGCACCAUGUCAGGAGUCGAUGUUGCAACCGGUAAAGCGUUUGCGGAGUCUGUCAGUACCAAAGGUCCGAAGUCGGUCUUUCGCAUCAAGACCGCCGUAUUUCCUCACCCUGCGCCUCAAUGCUAUUUCUGGGAUCAGUUGGAGACCUGCACCCCAACGCAGAAGGCGAUGAUACGAAACGAAACCGCCAUUUUGAAAGACUACAUCAUGGUCGGAUACCAUUCUCCAGAUGGCGCGGCGGUGUACUAUUAG